Molecule: messenger RNA, 3561 nt
Organism: Colletotrichum higginsianum IMI 349063
Lineage: Eukaryota; Fungi; Ascomycota; Sordariomycetes; Glomerellales; Glomerellaceae
Product: Mitochondrial membrane protein Pet127
Exons: 1
Coding region: 1-3561 (1186 amino acids)
Biological process (GO): mitochondrial RNA 5'-end processing
Cellular component (GO): mitochondrial envelope; mitochondrion
Source: RefSeq, a predicted model, not a curated record
AUGCUUCGCGUGAACCCUCAACGCCUUCGACGGCUCGGAAACCCUUACGUAUGCACGCCGCGCAGUUCCUGUCUCUCAGCGCCAUGUAGUUCGCGACCCGCACCGUUCCGGAGCACCGUCCUGGUGAGCGAUCGUGGUUACGCAAAGAGCGCAAAUGCGUCAACAGCCGUGGAUGAGCCAGCUGCGACGGAGGAGAAGCCACUGGAUACAAAAGCCCACUCUUCAGGCGGAAAGGAUGAAAAGAAAACCCGUGCAAAGCUCACUCGUUCUCGUCGACCGACAAACUCCUCUCCGAAGAAGACGAAGCAAGCCCGAGCCGCGACCUCGACGAAAUCUGCCUCCCCGGAGCCUCCCUCGACAGGGACCGAACAACCGGCCGGCCCCGAUGUCAUACGCCAGGUGUUUGAGUCCCUGAAGAAGCUUGAGGAUAGCUAUGCCUCUAUCAACAAGAGGUUAUCCCACGUCCAGAAGGGCGCCGAUGGUAGCACCGUCUUGGGUCACGAGGCAGACCCUAGCGAUGUGACAAAGGCGCAAGAGCUGGAAAAGUUCGUGAAGCGGCAAACAUCGAAGCUAGGCGGGAGGCUCAAGACAGUCAGUGGUACCUUGGAUGUACUCAAGAGCGUCUUGAGCUCGCAGCAGAUUCCUCUGGACCACCUGGCCAAGCGGCCGGCUGUUACGGGCACUGCUUCCAAGACGGAUGAAUCAAAUUCAGCCACAGCAAUUGCGUCAUCGACAUCGGCUACCCAGUCCGUUGAAACCGAAGAAGCGAAAGCCUCGAGCACAACCCCCCCGAUUCGCAAGAUCAGAAGCGUGGCUCCCUUGGGCUCGCUGCGGAAACCAAAUAACGAGACAUCAGCGCCGUCUGCCUCUGAACCUGAGAAGCUCUCCGGACAUUGGACGUCUAUCGCAAACCGUUUGUUUCGAGGUGACAAGACUGCCCUUGUUGCAGGCGCAUCGGGGGCUGCCGCAUUAGACGCCAAAGGUGCUAGCUCUGGUGACGCUUCCGAGACAUCCACAACCAAAGCAGGCAAGUCGCGCAGGAAACCGAAACUGAACGUCCAGAGAGUAGUUGCGAGAAGCCUCGAUCUGGAGCCCAUCGAAGUACCGGAUGCACCAGAAGUCCCCAAACUGUCCUACGGACUGGAAAGAGUGUUGUUCAAUCCUGGAGUUUACCAUUUGCAAGACCCCCGUUCUCGAGUCUACAAUUUUGACCCCUACCUCUCAAACAUCAUGCCGAUCAACGAGUUCGACUUCAACGCGCUCAAGAAGUAUGUCACUUCUUCUAAAGACAAUACCUUAGUUGGCCUUGCAGCCAAGCUUCGCAAGAAAUAUACCGGAUCCACCUCCAGCAUGACACAGAUGCUGUCACAUUUCCACUACCUGCUCUCUGCUUGGCGGCCGAUCAACGCUUCGAAUCUCAGUCGGCAAUUCAACCCCGACUUCACAUCCUUCACACAAAUUCUACGCGCCCCGGCCGCCGCGUUCCUUCAUCUGAAGGAUGAUGUCUACGCCAUCGACGCAGACAAGGAGUAUGACAGCGCCAGCAUUCUGAGUAUGCUUGGAAAGUCAAUGGAGAAGCUCUUGACGCUACCGAAGGAUGAGUUCGAGAGAUACCGCCGAGCCAACUCAGGCCAGAUCACGGAAGAAGAGCGCAAUGCAGAGGAAGCCUUCCAUUACACGACCAUGGGUGACUUCCUCAUGCGCUCCCAGCUAGACGCCUACGAUCCGCGCUUGCCGGGGAGUGGCAUGUUCGACCUCAAGACAAGAGCCGUCGUUUCCAUCCGUAUGGACUCCCAGGGGUUCCAGAAAGGUCUCGGGUACGAAAUUCGCAAACGGUUUGGUCAGUGGGAAUCGUUUGAGCGGGAGUACUUUGACAUGAUUCGAGCGGCAUUUCUCAAGUACUCUCUGCAAGUGCGGAUGGGUCGUAUGGAUGGUAUUUUCGUCGCAUUCCACAACACACAGCGCAUUUUCGGCUUCCAAUACGUCAGUCUGGAGGAGAUGGACCUUUCCCUUCACGGAACUGAAAACCGAACCCUCGGCGACCAAGAGUUCAAGCUUAGUCUGCAUCUUCUCAACAAGGUGCUAGAUCGUGCUACGGAACGCUUUCCCGGCCGCUCUAUCCGGCUUCACGUAGAGACGCGGCCCACGGAUCCUCCUUUCAUGUAUGUUUUCGCCAAACCUGUCACGUCAGAGGAGAUCGAGAAGGUCCAGACUUCCAAUCAGACCGCUGUUGCCGAGUACGAAAAGCAAAUUCUUGGCCUUGCCCAAGAAGAGUCAGAACCUGAAGCACCGGAGCCGGAAGCCGAGCAGCUAGUCAGCCAGGAAGAAGAAACGGUUAGCAUCGACGAAGCUCGGAACCAGCUGCGACAGACGCAAGCUUUCUGGGAAGAAAUGCAAGAAAAGGUGGACGAGGCGGUCGAAGACGAUGCUCUUGGCAUCGGUCAUGUUCGAGAGGCAAUCCAGGACGCCCUGGAACAGAGCGGCCUGCUCAAAGCGAGGACGCCGGAGGAGGCUCGUUGGUACGUCGACGGCCUACUCGAGGCCCUUACUCCCAAACAAGCCAACGAUGUACGGGAGAACAAUGGCAAGGAAAACGAGCAGGUCGAAUCACUUGUCAGUGGAACUGUCGCUUCGACGACCGCUUCCGCUCAAGGCGAUGGACUCGGCGCCGCGCAGGCGGAUACUCCAACGAGCUCAGAAGCGACGUCGGUAGCCCAGGAGACAGGUGAAGCGCAACCACCGCAAGGAGUCGAGAAUACCUCUAUUCCAAGUACCGAUCGUGUCGAUUCGGGAGUACGCGGCUCCCGCGAUCUUGGCCUGAAAGAUCUCAUUCUUCAGGUUGCCACACGUGUGGAUGAAAAGGCUGAGGUUGAGGAGUUCGACGACGAUGCCGCAUCUGACGUUUCCAAACUUAGAACAUUUGAACGCAUUCUUUCCGAGCUUGUGGCCAGGUCCAGACAGGCGGAAAGCGGCCCAACAUCUUCGACAACGUCACCGGUCGACGGCCUCUCAUCUGAGACCAGUAGUGAUGGCCUCGAGACCAGUAUUAGAAGCGCCGCCGCCGUCGCUGCUACCGCCGAAUCCAUCAAGGAAGCCGCCAGCGAUGCCGGUGAAAAGAGUCGAGAGGCCGAUACCGAGCUCUAUAUUAAAAAAGGCGAGCUCCUGGGCAUGGUCGUGACGAUCCGCAACAAGGUCAAUGGGCAGUACGUCCCGCGACCCGAUCCCCUUAGCUCGCGAUCGAGCUGGGUUUUGGAGUAUUCUAUUGAGGAUCUCCCUGGCGAUCGCGCAAAGACUAUAUACAAGGCCCUGCAGGAUAGACGCAAGAAGGUGCUCGUGCAUGACGACCCCAAAGACCGAGAGAAACAGUGGUACUCCAUGUUCUCGGGCAAGUUAGAGGCAUUCAGCUCGAAGGGCAAACAGUACCGGAAGGAACAGGACGCGUUGAGCAAAACGUCGCCGAUUCACGUCCUCGGUGAGGAGGAGCCCCUGACUUGGGACGAGGCUUUCGGCCACCAAAAGGAAUGGAAAACGCUGUCGCCGGACGAGACCAACGAUUCUUAA